Messenger RNA from Trypanosoma grayi, 300 nucleotides. Its product is annotated as transporter. The transcript has a single exon. The record is from RefSeq and is a predicted model, not a curated record. Bases 1 to 300 code for a protein of 99 amino acids. Lineage: Eukaryota; Euglenozoa; Kinetoplastea; Trypanosomatida; Trypanosomatidae.
AUGGUUGUUGUGAAGGGCGGCGGGCAGCCGUACACCAUCGGCAACGGGCGGCAGGUCUCAUGGGAGGAGGUGCCGGAGAAGUUCAAGGAGAAGCUGCGGGAGCAGACGGAGAUCGAGAAGUGUGUGGGGAUGCGCGCUGAGGCGCAGGCGUGUAUAGAGGACCGCGGCUUUUGGGACCCAAAGUGCGUGGAGUUGACGGAGCGUUUUCACAUGUGCCAAUCCGUCGAACUCUCGCAUGACAUUAAGCGGCCAGAGGGGGCAAAGACGGCUGGGGGGGCGGCGGCGGCGGCGGCGGUGUAG